Messenger RNA from Necator americanus (New World hookworm), 1083 nucleotides. RefSeq lists its product as uncharacterized. The transcript has 11 exons. The record is from RefSeq and is a predicted model, not a curated record. Bases 1 to 1083 code for a protein of 360 amino acids. Lineage: Eukaryota; Metazoa; Nematoda; Chromadorea; Rhabditida; Ancylostomatidae.
AUGCGUUCAAAAACCUAUCUACUAAUAUUCCUAGCGGUGUUUUUGUUGAUUGGUGCUGACGGAGCUCGGGACCGCAAGAAGAAUAAGAACCGAAACCGUGACAACGAAAGCGGCGCUGAAGGAGAGGAGCAAGGCACCAGAGCUGGUAGCUUUUUCGGAGGACAAGAUGAGGAGAGACGUAAGGAAACAAAGGACAGAGAACGUUUGAUGGAGAAGAAAGAAAGAGAAAAGGAAGAAGAAAGCAGUGAAGAAAAAGAUGAAAAAGAAAAGAACGGCACUUCAUCAGAAAUUGAAAUACCAAAGAGAAGACGUAGGAAUCUCGAGCUUAGCCGGGCAAAGGAGCUCAAUGAUGGUUCGGUACAAUCGCUCGACAAAAAAUCAGGUCAUGAACACCCGAAACACCAGAGAAUGCGUAGAACUCACGAUCUUGUCAAAGCGAAAGAGCUGAACGACGGAGAAAUGAAGCCCGUCGAAAAGAAACCAUCUCAAUCAAGUUAUAAGAGAAUGCGCAGAACACUCGAAUUAUCUAAAGCAAAGGAGCUGAACGACGGAGAAGUGAAGCCCGUCGAAAAGAAACCAUCUCAGUCAAGUUAUAAGAGAAUGCGUAGAACACUCGAACUAUCUAAAGCACAAGAACUGAACGACGGAGAAAUGAAGCCCGUUGAUAAGAAACCGUCUCAAGAAACAUCAAUUCGGCAGAGGAUGCGUAGAACUCUCGAGCUUGCCAAAGCGAAAGAACUGAACGACGGAGAAGUAAAGCCCGUCGAUAAGAAGCCAACUCAAGAACAAUCAAUUAGUCAGCAUCGUAUUAGGCGCUGGCCUUCGGCAAUGAAGAAAGAACACAUGGAUAAGCCAAUGCAUAGGAAGAGAAAGGCUGGAAGAAAGACUAUUAAACAUAAGCAGGCUGCACGUAUCCGCAGAGCUAAGAAACUGGAACCAACUCUGGAUGAGAAUGUCGAGGAUGAAAUGAAAACGAAGAAAUCCAAAGUUUCAUCCUCUUCAAGUGAAUCUAACGAAGGUACAAGAAAGGCAAGAUCGUUCAGAACAUCACAUCAUAGACAUCGACGUGAUUACUUUCGCUAA